Messenger RNA from Bufo gargarizans (Asiatic toad), 9796 nucleotides. RefSeq names its product kinase non-catalytic C-lobe domain containing 1 (gene KNDC1). Gene Ontology annotation, molecular function: guanyl-nucleotide exchange factor activity. The record is from RefSeq and is a predicted model, not a curated record. Gene Ontology annotation, biological process: small GTPase-mediated signal transduction. NCBI's taxonomy places the organism in Eukaryota, Metazoa, Chordata, Amphibia, Anura, Bufonidae.
UUCACAGCGGCAGCACAAUCUGGCCGAGUGAUAGUCGCGGAGCUGGCAGCGCUGCCGGCCACGGACAGGUGCUGGCGUCUGCGGGGAUGGAGGAGGUGGAGGUGCCCGAAUACUACCGGGAGGAGGAGGACGACGAGGACGAGGGGGGAGAAGAAGAAGAUGGAGGUGGCAAAGAGUUUUAUGAAUUCCAGCCUCUCCCCACACUGCUGGAGGAUGAGAGGUCCGUCAUAAUCCGACCCUCACCAUCGAUCUGGCAGCACACAUCCAGGAAAUCCAAGCAGGUCCGGCUUUUCUUGAAGGAAAACGUGUCCUUGGCUGAUAUUCUGUCACUACGAGAUAACUGUCUCACGGAGCAGGAUAUUUGGGCAAUCUGCCUGGAAUGCUGCUACUCCAUGAAGGACAUCUCUCAUGCGGCCAUCUUCCAGACGCUGUGCAUUACUCCAGACACACUGGCAUUUAACACCAGCGGCAACGUCUGCUUCAUGGAGCAGCUUAGUGAUGAUCCUGAAGGGGCCUUUGUACCUCCAGAGUUUGAUCUGACUGGUAACACUAUUGAGGGCCAUAUAUAUUCUCUGGGUGCAACACUGAAAGCGGCCAUAGAAUUUGUAGUCGACCCAGAUUCGGAGACAGAAUUUUGCCAAGAUUUAAGUUCCUUGCUGGAUUCUAUGCAACAGGAAAACCCGGCCGACAGACCGGACAUUGAGAGCAUUAUAUCCCUGUGUGAGGAAAAGAUUAAUUGCUCCUCCUCAUCCGUUUGUCGAAGCCUUUCAUCCAUCGGCAGAAGAGUGCUCUCCAUAGAGUCAGUCACCGCUUUCCAAGAUGGCUGGGAAAGUCUGUGGAAGGGCGUCAACAAAAAGGACAAUUGUAUGAAAGUUCCCACAACAGAGAAAGCUCCUAGCCGUAUCUCGACCAUACCAGAAAACUGCUCGGUCAGUCUUACCGGCUUCAGCCUCAGCUCUAACUCUGUGCAAGAAGAAGAGCAUCAGAAUGGAUGGCGAGAGGUGGAGUUCAAACUGGAGAAGCCAUGUUCUCCUCCAAACUCGUUUGGACAUCAUCUCAAGAAAAAUAAACGGGAGAGGAGCAAGUCUUCUUCACCCGAAAAGUUUGAGGGCUUUGAAAGGGCAAAGGUUGAAGAUGAAAUGGCAAAGCUCUCUUUAAAAAGACACAGAAGAAAUAAACACUCUUCUUUGGUUAAUAAUGUCGAAAAACGGUCUCUUUCCCAAUCUCCACCCGGUGUAGGACUGGUCACCUUAAAGAGUUGGCCAUCUGUACCUAGCUGUUUAUCACCGAACGAAGAGCAAGAUUCAGGAGAUGGACAUGGAAACCAGACGAGUCUGCCUGUGCCAAACCAUACAAACUGUGUAUCCCCUCUUGGACAGUCUAAGUGCCAUUCUCAGAUUUCUUAUGAAAAUCUAGUAACAGCUCUCGAACAAGAAAACCAGCACUUUUUCGGUACAGACAGAAAUGCAAUUUCUAAAAAAUAUACAACGGUUGAAGAUCCUGUUCUAGACUCUAUCAGGUUGAAUAUAAAACAACACAAUACAGCCAAGGAAACGUUUGGAUCUGCGCCGAUUUAUCGAGAGGAUGUUUUAUCUAUGUCAAGACACCUUAACAGCCCGGAAACAGAUCCUGACUUCUGUGACGGAUAUGAAUCGAUUGCUGUAAAUGAGAACCAGCGGUGGGUUUCCUUGAAAGAAAUGUUGCUAAACUAUGGAAAGCCCUUACAAGAAGACGAGCUGUGGGCGCUGUGCUACGAGUGCUUAUAUACUCUACAGACGUACGUGGAUUAUCCAGCCAUUCUGAGUCUGGAGUCGGUGUUCAUUGACCAGUGUGGAGAAGUCCUCUUUGUUACUCAUCAGAAUGAAGAGCCUUAUGAUGCGUUUUGCGUACCACCUGAACAUGACCCUGAUGGUGAUGGAUCUGGGACAGAAAAGACUUGUGUAUAUGGCAUUGCAGCCAUUUUAUGGUCAGCAGCCAAGUUCAAUUACGUGGCGAAUCACAAGCUAACGCUGCCCAAAAAGCUGAAAUGGUUCCUUCUACAGAUGGCUAAAAGGGAUUCUGAUGAAAGGCCAAGUUUAGCUGAAGCUUUGCAGGUCUGCAGGAAAUAUCUGGAGCAGAAGAAUUUAGACAGUAAAGCAAUGUGGACAGGUUUAAUCAGCCUAAUGGAUCAGAAUGUGCAAAGCUCCUUAUAUCCUGAAGAGGACAGUCAUCAGGUGUCGGGGUCCACAGCUGGAUUUGUUCCAGUCACAACCCAUAAAAAGCUGACGGCGGUGAAAGGACCCGUCCCGUUGAAGGACCAACCUGUUAAUCUGCCUGCUGCGUAUACGUCUCCAGCCACGUAUUUUAAACCUAUUGUGAUUAUGCAAAACACAGACAUCAACAGUAAUAAAAUACCGAGCCCAUCACCUUACCCUAAGCCACAGGUGAGUCCAGGAGACAUGGACCACAUAGAAGAGAACAUCUCUGUAACGGAAAUGGAGAACCACGUGGAGGAAGAUAAAACGAGCCAACUACUAAAAUCUGGCAGCAGAACCAAAGUCUCUUUUAAAACGGACUUUAAUGUUUUGGACUAUGAUCGGAAAGAGAAAAGCCCCUCAGCGUUGUCUUCGGUGUCCUCGAACUCCUCCACCCUGACCAGCAGCCCCAUUGUAAAUAAUUAUUUAUUAAAGCAGGAUCCCAAAACUGGGAAUCUGACGCUUGUCCGUGUGCAGCUCAGUAUUCCAGAACAUAUCCUAAGUGUAUCCCUGGAAGCUGAGCCUGCAUCCCAGACCAUUAAGUCUUCCCCCGUGCACCCUCCUGCAACUUUUACAAAUACCAAUGUGGUUAGUAAUGACCAUGAGUCCUCCAGAACCCCUCCAACAGCCUCAUCUGACAAAUGUAAAGAAACCCAAGGGUCACCUACUAUGAAUGGCGUACUUGGCAACAAUUGUGAAAAGAAACAAGACUCCCCCUCCAGUAACACCUCACAUGAGACUUUAGUUAAUGGAGAAUCUCCAUCUAGAAGGAAUGUAUGCACUCCCCUGCAGAAAGUGGUCAACCUCUUACAGGAGGAAUUUGCAUUUGAUGGUUACUUAGAAAAUGGGGUGGAAGACAUUGCAAUGGGUGAAUACAUCUUUGCCCUGAAGGGUCUUCAGCAUACAACCUUCUGCAGCGCGAUAUGUGAGAAGUUCUGUGACCUCUAUUGGGAUGACCAUCUACUGGAAAACCUGUACAAGAUAAUCAACAACAAAUCCCCUCCACCCGUCAGAAAAACCGUGACCGAUUCUUCUCUGAACAAUAAUCCUACUCAACUUUUAAAGAAGAUUCAGAGAAAAACUCAUAAGAAGCAGACAAGACCGACAACCAACGAACAGAGUGUCCUAUCAGAUGGUGAAGAAGCCAUGGCCAGCACCACGCAUGUUGCUGCAGAGCAGGAUUCGCCACCGAAGUCUCACUAUUCUCUGUCACCUGAGGACAUAGACACUACGAUGGAAACAAAGCCACCAGGACCAGAGACGCAGGUGGCGGCCGGCAGAGGCAGUCGCCCUUCUUACGAUGAGACAGACAUGACUGAUUCGCCAUCGCACAUGAUGGAUAAGCAUCAGCAGCCUCGUGCCCCCAGAACGCAGGCGGGAAGCGAAGAGAACUGCGAGUACAGAGCCUUCCCCGACUGUAACAGCUUAUGUGUCAGCCCGGACUACAGCGAAGAGAAUGAAGAAGUGAAGCAACGCGAAAGCAUGUCCAUCUGCCCGUCUGAAGUCUACAAGUGCAGCUCAGGGUGGUCCAGCGCUUUCUAUGGGGCAGAGAUGUUCGACCCUGAUGUCCAGCACUAUGUGACUAUACUCGGGCGGCAAAAAGAGAAGUCUUCGAAGAGUAUGGAGGCCAAGAGGCUGGAACUUGAACAGCAGCUUAUGAUCGAAACGAAAAAUUACAGGAAAACUGUGAAACUUUACCAGAAUCUGAUGCUGAAGGGGAAGAGGAGUAAAGGCUCUGAUGUGAAAGAAUUGUUACCCAAACUUAAAGGUCAUUUGGAAGAAAUGAAAUCAAAGGUGCAGUUUCUUGAACUGGCCAAAAAAUUACUGCAGGUUUCUUACGCCGAACAAUGGGGGCUGGAGUCUCGGGAGCUCCCAACAGUGGCUAACCUUGCAUCUCUGAGCUCCUCUGAAAAUGAUGCCUUUGUGCUCAUGUAUAAUGAGAAAGGUCAUAAGCGAGACCACACAUCAAAGAACCUCCAAGCUGGGACCCCUCUGGGGCUGCUGGUGCACCUCUACUCCAGAAAUGCUGUGGUGGACGGCUACGUUCAGCAGUUCUUCUACGCCUUCCGUUAUGUCUGUUCCCAGGAGGAUCUUCUGCGGUUCCUUGUCGACAGGAUUAACAACACUUUGCCAAGGGAUGAUAUGGACCCCUCUUCUAUGGAUGCCAAAAUGUAUCAUCGGUCACUUGUGCUGCUACAAUCCUGGAUUGAAGAAUGCUGGCACAUCGACUUCUCCAUGAACCCAGAUCUUCUAGACAAGCUCGAAGACUUAAGUAAUUCCCAGAUUCUUCCAAAAGACGAGCGUGAUGAAUACCUGGUGUCCCUGCUGCAGGAGCUCUGCUGUAAGAAGUACACAAUCUCCUCCCCCACCUCGAGUUCUGAGAAGAAGGAGGACACCAAAUCAUUGCACUCGCUCUGCACUAAGUUCUCCGAGGACAAUGUUUCUAGAAAGAGCUUUAACUGGAGACUCUCCAAAGGAAAUGGGCUCCAUCUACCUCAUCACAGGGACAAACAGUACACCAUAUCUGCAGCUUUGCCUCGGCCGUGCUACCCUGGCCUUGUAGAAGACCUGUCCUCCUACUAUAUCAAGGGGGAGGACUGUGGAACAUACUCUAUCCACGAGUGCAGCGUUCAGCAAAUUGCCACUCAACUGACUUUACUCCAAGAGGAAAUGUUUCAGAAGUGCCACCCUGUCAACUUCUUGAACUCAAGGGCAAUAGGAGUUAAGGACAAAUCCAGCAAUGUUCCGAAGACAUUUUCCAUGGAGCCUCUUCCUGUUGAGGUUUGCAGUCUUUUCUCGUCUAACUGCGUCCAGGACAAGUAUCUGCUGCACAUGUUACGAUUUACAGACAAUGUCAGUACAUGGGUGGCAGCGGAGAUUGUCACGUGCCACACAUCCAAGUUACAGACCAGCAUCCUGACUAAAUUUCUUCUUGUUGCCAAAUUAUGCUACGAACAACGAGACUUUGCAACCGCUGUUCAGAUACUCGGGGGACUUGAAAACCUUAUAGUGCGGCAGCUGCCGGCUUGGAAGAAUUUACCUACAAAGGUGGCAGAAAUUCUGGAGGAACUCAAAGCCGUGGAGGUGUUUCUAAAGAGUGACAGCUUGUGUCUGAUGAAAGGAGACCGAUUCAGAACAUUACCCACAAUUCCUUCUGCAUACCUCUUAGCAAUGCACAUUCAGCAGCUCGAGACUGGGGGCUUUACAAUGGCCAAUGGAGCAUUUAAGUGGAAUAAGCUAAGGAAUAUUGCCAAAGUAGUGAGCCAAGUUCACGCAUUUCAAGAAAUCCCAUACUCCUUUACUCCAGAUCCAGAUUUGCAGUUUUACCUCCGCCAACGCAUUUCUCAUUUCAACGAUGCAGAUAUCUCUGUCCUGGCAGCUGACAACAACGCCAAUUUCCAUCAUGUAAACUCCGAGAAACAUUCUCGUAAGAUACAGGAUACACUACGUAGGAUGAAGGCAACAUUUCAGUGAAAGCCAUAGAUAUUACUGUAGCGGCACAUUUGUAUCCCGUCCAAAGAACCAAAGAGUAAACCAAGAACUGCACAAGGUUCUGGGUGAUGGACGGGACAACAUGGUGGCUUUUGGAUUGGGAAUAGUAGCAUUUGGGGGGACACAAAUAUUCACAAAGGGCUCAUCUGUUUCAGUAAUGUAGGUUCUCUGUUUUGGACUGUUAUUGGUUUAAAUGCUUUCCUGCUUCUGCAUCGGUGACCAUGUCACUAUGUCUUGCACAAAUAUCCAUGCAGAUCUGUACUUAUUUUUGUAUAUAGCAGUUGAAUAUGUCUUUUUGUUUCGGAUAAUGGCCAGACUUAUUUUUUUUUACUUCUGCUUGAAAAAUAAUGACUGGUACAUGAUGACGAUGUAGCAUUGUUGGUUACCUAUGUCCCUUGAGCGUUAGAAUAUUCUGGCUAUGGUUAUGGAUUGGAAUUGGUUUUUAUGCACAUCAGGCCUUAUGCACAUGACCGUAUUAUUGUACCUCAUCUGAUCCAUAUUUUUUGCUGAUCGGAUGCAGAUCCCUUUUCAGUGGGGCCUCAAAAAGUGCGGACAGCACACCAUGUACUGUCCACAUCCAUGUGUCAGGGCCGCAAACAAUUAUACAACAUGUCCUGUACUUGUCCAUUUUGCUGAGGGAGAAAGAAAAUGGCUGCAUGCAUACGGCCGCUAUCCAUGUUUUGCGGACCCGCUGUUUGAGGACCGCAAAACGUAUAUGUUCGUGUGCAUGAGGCUUAAUCCAAAGUUAUAAGAGCCUUCGAAAAAUUGAACGGAAAGUAAUAACAGUAUUAUAAAAUAAAAUGAUGGGUCAAUGAGAAUAAAAAAAAGUAACACAUUCUAAAGUACCUCCAGCGAUACAUUUAGAAACCGCGUAGGAUUUGCACCUGUUUGCUCCAUUCAUUUCUGUAAGGGGCAGAGUAGGAAGAGACUUGAGUUACUGCAGCCCUUUACUCCCUCCCUGCCGAUUGGCAAGACUUCUGAGGCACAAAUAGCUGACCUUUGAAGGGACUAUGUACUGUACGUCCCAUGAGGAUCUAAGAUUACUGCUUUGACUUUUCAUAGGACUUACACUUUAAUCAUCAUGUGGAAAAUAAUUUGAACUGGUAUAGUCCUUGCUUUGCACUAAUUUAUUAUGAAAUUCCACUUCUUGAUACUGUUAUUGUUCAUCUUUAUGAUGGCUCAGCCAGCCUUUGCAAACCUAUGUUGACCAAACCAGAUAACUAUCUCUCAUGUUUAUGGAGCCUUCCAACGUUUGAUUUUGAGCGAGAUAAGGAUCAGGCAUGUUGAAUUUCAACUGCCUAAUCCUUUUGUUCUCAGGAGAUAAGCAGCUGCCUGAGGUGUCUGGCAACGGCUUUCUCCCCUCUUCCUAUUCAUUACAUAUGCACAUUUGACCAAGUUGAGCAUGCUUAUGUAUGGAAAGACCAGGAGAGCUAGCUGCCCGCUGCCUGUUAAGUGUAUGUCCUGGUCAAGAAUGAUCUCUAGGUGAAGUUUCUGUAUUGUGUCGUCAGAUGGGUUUGUUGAUGAAGAAAUCAAUAAUCCCUAUGACUGCUACAUUUUACAGGAGGUUUAGGUCUGUGGUACACUCUAGGUACACCAUAGUUUUGCAAAGGCAUAUGAUUGUGUACUGUAGUGUACUGUACGUCCUAAAACUCUGUUGAAACAUUUAUGCAUCUAACAUAUAAAUUAUUUUGAAGCAAUUUGUGUCUAAAUCAAUUCGUAUUUCCUAAUUAUUAAAAGAAAAUCAAAGAUCAGACCCUAAACCUAAUAUACAGGCUUUCAUAAGAGUCACUAGUGACAUUAAAGGGGUUCUCCUCAGGAGUAGGUCAUCAAUUUGAGAUUGGUGGCAGUCCGACUCCUGGCACCUCCUCCGAUCAGCUGUUUUAGGAAACUGCAUGGCUCACCAGACCCUUGGGUGGAGUUGGAAACCUGGGAUAGCUUUUCUAGAUAAGUGUUAGGUAUAUAUGCUAUGCGUGUUAAUCUCAAGGGUAGGUUCGCACAAAGUUUUUUGGAAGAAGUUUUGGGGCAGAUUUGCCUGCAGGCUUUUCAGCCAAAGACAGAAGUGGAUCCAACAGAAAGGAGAAAUCCUUUGAAUCUACUUUGGCUGAAAAACCUGCAGGAAAAUCUGCCUUAAAACAUCCUUCAAAAACCCAGUGAGAACCUACCCUAAGGGGACAAGCUAAGUGGAGAUCCCAGCUGCUGGCCCGUACUUGACGUUUUGGACAAUGUCUCCAAUAUAUAGAAAUCGCUACAGUAAGUAAGAAUCUAGUAAAACCUCUUUGAGACAAGUCCAUGGACAUGGAUUUGCAUGGACGCGGCAGGAAACUUUAAAACUUUCUGCAUAAUUUUAGGACACUUUAGGCGAUUAGAUGAAUGUUGGCUGAAGAUCUGAUGAUUUCAUCUAAUGGGUGUGAGGGCAUCCAGUCUCUUCUCGAAUUUGAGAACAUUAUUAUGCACUAUUGAAUAUUUUGAUGCUCAUAGCCUCAUGAUAUCUCGUCUUACCGUGUGUGGCCAUCUUGGUAUUGACAGCAGCUGUACUGAUGGCAUUUUGAGUGGAUCCACAGGUUCUCCAGCCACAGAAUUACAUGAUCACAUCAAAUGUUUACUAAUUGUCUUCCAUGUUCAGACCGUGAUAAUUUUUUAUAAUGAUGGCUAUUCAACUUUUCUGGCCUAAAGAGACAGGAACAAAUUGCUGUACAAAGCAGCUGAGCACCAGACUCCUCGUAGGCGGUGCUAAAUAGUAUUAAGCAUAGGAUUGCCAAGGAGUGAAAACUUAUGACUCACCGGUUUUCAUGUUAUUUCUUACAACUGUUCUUGGCUUGUGCAUGUUUCUGGGGUUCUAUACUGAUAUCACAUAUACUGUAUAUUACAAUGUGUAGCCUGGACCAAGAGCAUAUACAUAGAAGAGAGGGGGCCCAAUAGGCAAGGUUUAAAAGAGGUCCACUAUUAAGAUGCCUGGAUUGGCACAGUUCCUUACCCUUUUUUUUUGCUAACUGUGCAAGGCUAAAAAGGAGGCUUUCACCCCUCAACAGCAAAACGGAGGAAUUGCUGGGGCUGGACCCCCUCUCUCCAAAGGCCUCCUAGCAGCUGCAUGGUCUGCCUUUAUGGAAUAUAUACCUGUACCCUGGGCAUGAACUCAUAUAGCCUAUAAGAUCCAUUGUUGUCUGUACGUAUAGACUCUGCAAAUAGGAAUAUGCAUCCUCCGCACUCUACAAAGAAAUACUUGAGCCGGAUAAGACUUCAGAACAGUAAAAGGCAGAAUCUUAUUGGCAUGUUCUAUUCCAAAUUUACCUUUUCCUUGGUAUCCUACAUGUGAUAUGCCAUAAAGAAAAAGCCAUACCUGUUCUGACACACCAACAAAAAAAAGUAAUACGACGUAAAAUGAAAUAAAAAAUAUAUAUUUUUUGUAUAAUAGACAACUGGCCUGGAAUAAUUAUAUCUGGAUGUGAAUGGGUUGAGGAGAGAUUGCCUAAACCAUCCAAUGGACAAUGACGAGCAUGUUUCUUAAUAUUUUGGUACUAAAGUCAAAUCGAUUAUUUUUUUGCUUGAGAUCAGCAUGAGGUAAUGCGUAACUUUCAGAAAUAUUUUUGUCUUAUUGAAACCGAGGUCUGUGAAAGGGUUAAAAAGGAUUGCUCUGAGAGUAUGUGUAGUAUAAAAGGCCGCUGUAUCGGGCCGGGUCGGGCACCUUCCAUGAUGAUGAUUAUUAUUAAUGUUAUAUUAUUUUUGUAUGAUUUUGUUACCCAUGCGUAAUGUGUACAGCGCUUUCUAGUCCUUGUGUUGCUGCCUCCUUUUUAACCCCUGGUCUGUACUUCUCUUGUAUGUAUGAUCCUUUUGCUCAGUAUUAUGUGUUGAAAAGAAACUAAAAUAAAUCUCUCCUGCAAUGGAUUUGGUUAUUGUUCAGUUUCCCUGAUGUAAUGCUGAUUUCUUGUGUCUGAUCUGUGUAUUUGUAUAAUAAAUGCGUCUCACUUGUUUAAUGUUAGAUGUUGGUCUUUGCAUUUUCACGCUUCUGUGCUUGUCUAUAAUGUUUUUAUUUUUUUAAAUACACCUUUAGUUGAAUGGGUUAUCCUACAAAU